AUGAUGUCGUGUAUCGGGUCCACGCGUUUCGCCGAGGACGUGCCUCGCACCCCCGAGGCGCAAACUGCAUACGAACCAAGUACACCCGAGAACCCCGAAACCAACAUGAAAAGUGAACUGUCGGACUUUGAACAGCAGCGUUUGGCAAACAUUGCCGAGCGCGAUGCGCUGUUGAAGAAACUUACCCUCGAGUCGCAAUCCUCGGGACUGUUCGCAAGCCCUAAGACUCCCGGCAGCAAUGGCACGAAACCGAAAAAGCGCCCGGCUCCUAAAGUGAAGACCGAGGAAGAUACCACGCCCCGGCGUACAUCCUCGCGGCUCAAGGGAAUUGCGGCCGAAAGUGAAGUAGCGAAGCGCAAGGCCGACGACGAGUAUGAGGCGAUGCGCGAAGCGGAUAGAAUCAAGAGGAUGCGCCGGACAGACUCGUUCAGUCAAGCGGAUAUGUUUGUUUCGGGCCAAAAGCUUAGUGCGGAUAGCCUGAUCGCCGUGGAUGUUAUCACCAAGGGUGUUGCGAAGCCCUAUGAGAGGACCUUUGGGGACGAUGAAAUUGAGAAGACGACGGACAAAGACCUAAAGGCCCUUCGGGAGGAGAUGAAUGGGCUUCAAUUGUGGGAAUCUUGGGACCCUCAGCGGAUCAAGAUUACCCCAGAGCGUGUGUACAGUAUGGCUUUUCACCCGUCCGAAUCCAAACCUCUUAUAUUCGCAGGCGACAAACUGGGCCAUCUGGGCAUGUUGGACGCUUCGCAGGAAAAGCCCCUGGCAGGCGAGGACGAUGACGAAGAUGAGGACGACCCAGAUCCAGUACUCACCACAUUGAAGCCACAUACCCGGACCAUUAGUGCAAUGAUGGUCAACCCCUCAAAGCCGACGCAUUUGUACACUGCAAGUUACGACAGUUCGAUUAGAUCACUGGACUUGGAGAAAAUGGUCUCUUCAGAGACCUAUGCUCCCGAGUCCACUAACAUUGACGAGGCGCUUUCCGGAGUAGACAUGUCCCCAGAUGACCCUAACACCUUGUACUGGACUACACUCCAAGGUGGAUUCGGACGAUAUGACACGCGAACGCCGCGGAAAGACAGCAAUGUGUCGAACUGGGAUCUUUCUGAGAAGAAGAUCGGGGGCUUCACACUGUGUCCCUCCCAGCCGCACUACUUCGCCACGGCAAGUCUGGAUCGAUUCCUGAGAUUGUGGGAUCUGCGCAAGCUCUCGCCUAAAAGUCCUACCCCUGUUGCUGAGCAUGAAAGCCGGCUCUCGGUUUCUCACGCAGCUUUCAAUGCUGCUGGGCAGAUUGCUACUUCGUCCUACGAUGACACAUUGAAGAUAUACGAUGUGGGCGCGAAGGGCUUCUCUUCGUGGAAGCAGGGCCAUAAGCUUUCAGAAAAGGAGUUUACCCCGGACACUGUUGUCCGACACAACUGCCAGACUGGCCGCUGGGUUACUAUUCUCCGCCCCCAAUGGCAAGUGAACCCACAAUCUCCCAUCCAGCGCUUCUGUGUCGGCAACAUGAACCGCUUCGUCGACAUUUACAGCAGCAGUGGGGAUCAGCUCGCCCAGCUGGGUGGUGAUGGUAUCACCGCUGUUCCUGCUGUGGCUGUGUUCCAUCGUAGCAAGAACUGGGUUGCUGGUGGCACCGCUAGUGGGAAGCUCUGCUUAUGGAAGUGA
This is a messenger RNA of Penicillium samsonianum, 1662 nucleotides long. RefSeq names its product WD domain protein. The transcript is spliced from 3 exons. Gene Ontology annotation, molecular function: DNA binding; protein binding. Lineage: Eukaryota; Fungi; Ascomycota; Eurotiomycetes; Eurotiales; Aspergillaceae. Gene Ontology annotation, cellular component: nucleus. Gene Ontology annotation, biological process: regulation of DNA damage checkpoint. The record is from RefSeq and is a predicted model, not a curated record. The coding region runs from base 1 to 1662 and encodes 553 amino acids.